Molecule: messenger RNA, 2094 nt
Organism: Pseudopipra pipra
Lineage: Eukaryota; Metazoa; Chordata; Aves; Passeriformes; Pipridae
Gene: TMPRSS5
Product: transmembrane serine protease 5
Exons: 14
Coding region: 1-1668 (555 amino acids)
Biological process (GO): proteolysis
Cellular component (GO): membrane
Molecular function (GO): serine-type endopeptidase activity
Source: RefSeq, a predicted model, not a curated record
AUGGUCCUGGGCUGGGAGCAGCAGCCGGGCCUGUGGGCAGGAGAGUUGUCCUUUACAUGUCACAGCUGGCAGGCACUUGGCUGGAGAUGUGGGGAUGAUAAAAAGCAGCUCCAGGCUCUUUUCUGUUCUUUCCCCAGCCUAGGAUGUUCUGUUCCUCAAGGUGCUCAGAGCCAGCAGGGCUGGCUGGAACUGCAGCCCCCCACUCACACUGAAAGCCUGGGCACUGCCACUGCCCCUCAGCAGCACCUGGGGCUUCUCAUAUGGCAGAGUCCAGACUCACCCGAGCGGGUUCCCGACAACCCAAACGGCAUCGAGGACGCCGUGCACAGCCCAGGGAGCCUGGCAGCCAAGCCAAGGAGGGGGGCACAGGGGACACAGCCCUCCCUGGGACACGUGGAUCCUGCUGAGGCAUCUUUUGGGACUCUCUGCACCCUCAGGAGGCUGUUCCUGCUGCUCGGGGUCGCGGGGCUGCUGGCGGGGACGGCGGCUGGGACGUGGCUGCUGGUGAAACACCUGCAGGAGGCUCACCCAGAGCCGGGGUCCCCCCCGCUGCAGGAGCCGGAUGCGAUCCCAGCGUGCGGUGACGGGGAAGAGGAAGAGCCCGUGGUCCGGGGGGCUCCCAGCACAGUGUCUUUCAGAAUAAACACGGCAAACUCCCUGCUGGAAGCUCAGCUGGAAGGACAUCCUGGCUGGCUCCUGGUGUGCCAUGAGGGCUGGAAUGGCUCCCUGGGCACCCUGCUCUGCCAGCAGCUCGGGUACCUCAGAAUGACCCAUCAGAAAGGAGUGAACCUGACGGAUGUCAGGGUGAACGAGGAGCAGCAGUUCCUUCGGGUCAGACCCCACCAGGAAGGGAGCCUGGAAGACUUGUGGCAGGUCAGGAGCAGCUGUGGAUCGGGGCGAGUCGUGGCUCUCAAGUGCUCAGAGUGUGGGCUGCCCCCCGGGGCCGUGCGGGUGGUUGGGGGGGCAGAUGUGCCCCCUGGGCGCUGGCCCUGGCAGGUCAGUGUGUGCCAGGGCUCCCAGCACCGCUGUGGGGGCUCGGUGCUGGCACAGGAGUGGAUCAUCACGGCGGCUCACUGCGUGCACAGCUCCAGGAGGCUCCAGGGCUCUGCCUGGCGGGUGUUUGCAGGGAUUGUCACCCACGGCUCCCUCAGGCAGGAGGCCGGGGUGCCAGUCCAGGAGGUUGUUCCCCACCCGCUCUACAACCACAACAGCCUCGACUACGACAUCGCCCUCAUGAAGCUGCAAGUGCCCCUGAAUUUCUCAGCUGCCAUCCGAGCUGUGUGCCUGCCAUCUUCCCACCAGGACCUGCUCCAGGGCACACAGUGCUGGGUCUCUGGCUGGGGCUACACCACCCCUGACCAAGCGCAGGUGGCCGGGACGCUGAAGGAGGCCCUGGUGCCCCUGAUCGGGACCCGGAGGUGCAACAGCUCGUGCAUGUACCCGGGGGAGCUCACUGCCAGGAUGUUGUGUGCCGGGUACCCCCGCGGGCAGGUGGACGCGUGCCAGGGGGACAGUGGGGGCCCCCUCGUGUGCUGGGAUGGAUCCACGUGGCGCCUGGUGGGGAUCGUCAGCUGGGGCCAGGGCUGUGCUGAGCCCAACCACCCCGGGGUCUACACCAACGUGGCCCAGCUCCUGCCCUGGAUUCACCAGGUCACUCAGAUCUACUAGAAAUCAGGCAAGGAGGGACUGAUUCAUCCUGUCACUGUAACCUGAACAGAACCCCAAACAUGCUCAGUAUAAAUAGUUUAUUAAAGAAAAUAGCAAAUUACAUUUCUGUGAACAAUAAACAUGGGAGAAGUGGUGCUUUUCAAAACAGGUGGUUUUUUUGGAUUGCUGUGUGUAAAGGGACAAGGGGUCCUAUGAGAUGUCAGUGUAUGGGCAACACUCUCAGCCUUUGGGUGAAUCACUUGGAGGGGAAGAAAAGAAACAGCUGAGUUUUGAGUGGCAGAUUCUGCUUCAGUAUCUCCCUUCUCUGCUGCAUUCCCAUGUGCUGGGCUCAGUCUAACUGCCCAUUAGACUGGACUUCCCUUUCCCCACAUCAGUUAAACCAGAGCAGAAGGGUUCUGCAAGGACUUGGGUGACACAAGUCAGGGC